UUAUGUUUUCAAAGAAUUUCACAUCGAGGAGUUUUUACAUCCCACCGACUCUGACUGUUCUGUAUCUGUGACGGUGCGAGGGAAGAAAAUGCCAGACUGGAGUUAGACUGGAACGUACCAUCAGGGCAGGAGGGGGAGCUCAUGCCAAACCUGUAGGAAGACAGGUCAAACAAGCUAUGAAAGUUCCACCAAGCUGAAAAAACAAAUAACUGAGGCCCACAAACAAUGGACACACAGAAAGUGAAUGGCGUUGCUCCAAAAGAAAAUGGAAGUCACAGAAGACCGCCCUCCUAUUCUGUCGAAACCCCCUACGGAUUUCAUUUGGACCUGGAUUUCGUUAAAUAUGUUGAGGACAUUGAAAAGGGUAACACCAUCAGAAGGGUGCAACUUCAGCGUAGACCGCGUGGGCGGAGCAGCGGUAACCUGUCGCGUAACCUCAGCUUACCUGGGUACAGUUGCAGAGCCUCUCAGUGGAGCUCAACGAAUGUCUUAUUUCCCAGAACUCGACUUGCAGACUCCCAGCAGCCCUGUGAUUUUCAGUGCAACGACGGUGAGUCAGCUGGUUUCAGCAGGCAAUCAGAGUCUCCCUACAAAACCUCAAAGGCUUUUGAUGAGCAGCCGUUGGGACCACACGUGAGGCCAAAUCUCCUGCGAGCCUCCAGUUUACCCCUAACGGUGUUACUGAGAAAAUACUCCACCGAGGACCCGACCAGCCCCAACGGUUCGAGGGAUUUCCUCUCUCAAGAAAACGGUUCUUCCGAAGACGUCUUCCACAGCCCAGGAAGCGCGAACGGGACUUUUCAGCAGCUGACUGCAGCUCUGCGGAGAGUUGGUGAGCUAGAAGAGGAGAUCAGGAUCAUACCAGAACUUAAAGCACAGAUAUGUAUCUUGCAAGAGGAGCGAGAGAGGCUCCUGCACACGUUCCAAUCCGAACUUGACAACACCAUGACUCUGGACUUUCCUCGAGGUAUGGUGAAGACGGUGGAGAAGAAAAAUAAAGCAAACGAUGACUGGAUGGAUCGAGAGUACGAUCAGCUGGAAGAGAAUGUCAAGGCUUCCUCUGAGCAAGUUAAUGCGAUUGCGAUAACCACAGAAAAAAAUUCACAAGCAACGAAGAGAGAUCAUGAAGACCAGUCCCUCGUUGAGGCUUUGCAGAAGAAAAUCACAAUGCUAGAGCAGAAGCUUCAUGAACUUGAGUCUGAUCUGGAAAAGACGACAAAUCAUCUUAAGGAACAGGAAAAGGAGAGUCGUUUCAAGGAUGAGAGAAUCAAUGAGUUGACCAAACAACAUGCAGAAAACAUCUGGGUUAGACCAGACAACGUGAGGAACACGCCGGAUCCAGACAACAAGUCUGAACCAUCUGUGCAAAUGUAUCCACCUGAACCUGAAUCAAGUAAAGCUAACCAGGUGUCCUUAGAGGAAGAACUUAAACCCUGUGCAACAAGAGGACCUGCAGGAUCACAAGCAGACAUGGAGCAGCAUGUGAAAAAAGUCAGAGAUCUCCUACAGGAGCAGUGGGAAUGUCUCAGCAGAAACGAGGAAUCAGGAAAAGUGUUGUCUUCUGAACAUCUACACCCACGGGUCUGCUCCAUCCAAACACAGCUGGUCUCGUUAGUCAACCUGCUGGCACUCUAUAUAUCACCUGAACAAGAUGCACCACCACCAGCUCAGAAGUCUAUGACUGAGGACGAAGUAUCCAUGGUGAAGACAUGGGAAAGUCCUGAGCAAGACCAUGGACGAGACCGAUUUCUUCUCAGCGAUUCUGGCAAAGCAGUGGAGAGCAGCAUGAGGGCAAAGGAUUCUGCAGAGGAUGGGCUGAACCAUGAUAUCUGCCCAACCGAAGAGCUGCCAAGUUUUACACUGACCACUAGAAAGCAAGAUCUCCUCAGAGAAACCGUUGCAGAGACCACACACUUGAGAGUGUCUGAAGAUGAAGAAGAUCAGGACAGGAUGUGUGACGCAAAAUGUCCAGGAGAAAAAGCCGACAAGCAGAACGGCACGUGUUCGGGAGCUGAAUCGGAAGAGGUGUCGCAUAGCGCAGGGGGAAGGGGCGUGGAGAUCAACUUCAUGAACGCGUGCCACUUCUUAGAAAAGCACAUGGAUGAAGUUUCUGAACCAAAUGAUGAAAUGAGGCAGGCUCUGACCGUGGUGUUCCAGCAGUGGUUCCACGUGUGCGCUGAGGAGAGCUCGUGUGCCGACGCGGUCGCUCUGUACAUUAACAGAGUGGCCACAGAAACCCCCGCUGUGCUGCAGUUCCUGGUCAAUAUGAUGGAUGAUAACGGAAACACGGCCCUGCAUUACAGCGUGUCCCACUGCAACUUCAGCAUCGUUAAGCUCCUCUUGGACACGGGUGUGUGCGACGUGGACCUGAAGAAUAAAACCGGGUACACAGCGGUCAUGUUGGCGUCUCUCCAGCCGCUGGACACCGAUACAGAUAUAAAGGUGGUGCAGCAGCUGAUGGAGUUUGGAGAUGUUAACGCUCGUGCAGGUCAGGUGGGUCAGACGGCGCUCCACCUGGCGGUCAGACACGGCCGAGCGUCCACGGUGAAGCUCCUCUUGGAACAUGGAGCAAAUGUUAACGCUCAGGAUCAAGCGGGAACCACGGCACUGAUCAGCGCCUGUGACCGCGGACACGCCGACAUCGUCCGAAUUCUGCUGCAGGACCCUGACUGCGACGUGAACCUCACCGAUAAGGGAAGUCGCAGCGCUCUGUCUCUGGCCACACAGGCGUCACACACGGAGAUCGCAGACCUGCUCAAAGCUCGGACCACCAACACUAAAGCCCACGAUAAAUGCAAGAUGGCUUAGAGACGAGAACCUGCUCUGUGGAGAAUGUCACGAACACGCAGGACUCCUUCUGUAGCUUCACUAUGGAAUAUCUAGUUUUCGUAAUUUGGUUCAUUUGAAUAAUAAGGUGCUUUUAUUAUUAUUAUUAGUGCUAGCAUAUUCCUCAGUUCUGAUUUUGCACAAAUUAACAAUCUCGACUUUAUCGACUCAUUUAUCAUCCUGACGCUCUGCUUCUGAUCCUUCAAUCAAAUAUCUUUCAAACAGGUUAGUCCUGUUGUUACUUACAUUAUAGCAGCUAUAAACACUCAUUCCCUCACCAGCCUCUCUUCAUUCUGUCUUGAAGUUAAUAAUAAUUUAAAAAAAAAACGCAGUUUGCCUUGUUACCACAAAGAAACAGUAAAGAAGUGUAAACUCCUGUCCUGAAGACGUCAGAAAAUGUAAAGUCCCAGCUUCACUUCUGACCGUUACACAGCCUUCCACAGGGUUACAGAAAACUUCACCAUAGCAACGAUUUAAAAACUCUGUUCAUGUGGAGCGUCCGCUGUACCGUACACAUCACUGAGAACAAGCGGUUACUAUAGAAACGAUAACGUAUUAGAAUGAGUGCAUUAAAUGCAGUGAUAUUUGUUGUAAUUGAGUGUUUGAUCUUAAUUCACCCUCAGUGAGACUGGUGUGUGUCACAAACCUGUGCGGUAUGUCCUGAACCUCCUGACUGUCUCAUCCCUCACCUCUGCAAAUAUAUCAGACAUGAUGAGCUCUCUCUCUCUCUCUCUCUCUGUGUGGAGGAAGGGAGGAUUCCUGCUAAAGGAGCUGAAAGAAAAUGGAGACACUCCACAUGGAUUAAAGCAAAAAAAAAUUAUUUGACUGAAAAUUUACGGGGGGGGGAGGGUGUUAUGGGUGGAUUUCGAUGAAAUUCUGAGAAUGGUUAACUUAGAACCAGGGCUUUGAACCGGUUCAAGGAACGAAAACGAAACUUUUUCUAUUUCACAUGGAACAGAAAUGAAACCAGAAACUUUAUUAUUUUUUAUGUUCCGGAACAGAAACGCUUAUUAAAAAUAAUGGUAACCGGUUAAUACCGGUUUUUAUUUCGUUCCUCAAAGUUUCCGUAGCCUACAAAUAAAAAAGUCAUUCUUCUCCUGCGCAAGUUUCUAUGACCCGCUGGGGUUCACUUCCUGUGUGACGUUCGCUGACUGAAUGGAGAGAGCGGGAGGGUGGACUACUAUCACGUCUCCACAUCUUAAAUAAGAGGUAAAUAUUGCAGUCCAUCGUUAUUCAAAAACGUCAAUUUCAAACACGAUAUCAAUAUAUUUGUCCACGUUAAUGAAAGGCUCGCGAACAUUAAAUGACGCUAACCUCUGUUAGCCUAUCAAUGCAUAGGGCCUGACUAGCCUUUGGUAACACACUAAACGAAUUCUCUUUCAUUUUUGGCACUUUUUCUGUUUGUGUAGAUGGGAAGACAUACUGAGAAUCCAAAUCGCCAACAUUUGAAAUAAUAAUUGUUUUGAAUUAUUUCUUGUCUUAUUUAAUGAAGGUUGUAAUAGAAUUAGCCUACAUUUGGCUUAAGCUGGAUGAGACAGAGACAUCAUUUUAUAGCCAUUUGUUAAACAGCUGACAGGGAACGUAAUUAACCGUUCCGGGAACCAAAUUUUUUUGUUCUAACCGGUUCGGGAACGUCUAUUUAAUGGUGGAACCCAAAACCGGAAACGUUAAAAUUCCGUUUCUGUUCGGAACGAACCAAUAGGAAAAAAAUUCUGGUUCAAAGCCCUGCUUAGAACUGAUAACUUUAUUAUCAAUUAAUUAAUGGAUCAAUAUAUUCAAUUUAUUGCACUCUCUUUCCAUUGCUUCCGUAUAUUAUUUUUUUAUGGCAAACCACACAAAUGCUGGAAUGUUUAGUUUUUUGCACCAUGAACUAAAUGGCUUUCCGUUUUCACCUCUCUUGUACAGCCGAGCCCACCUCCACUUGUUUUUACACCUUUAUCGAUGGCAGACACAUCAGUGCCUUCUUUCAUGUAAAGCGCAUCCAUGCUGCCGAAACCCAAAGCAGAACGACAUGCUCCUCUAUGCUCGACGUCAAUAUUGAGGUUUUUCACCUGACAUCACAGGGUCACGUGACGCCCCGGUGUCCGCCAUUUUGAACGUCAAGCUAGCUAAUGUCAACAACA
Messenger RNA from Neoarius graeffei (lesser salmon catfish), 4949 nucleotides. RefSeq names its product KN motif and ankyrin repeat domain-containing protein 3-like. Gene Ontology annotation, cellular component: cytoplasm; cytoskeleton. Gene Ontology annotation, biological process: negative regulation of actin filament polymerization. Lineage: Eukaryota; Metazoa; Chordata; Actinopteri; Siluriformes; Ariidae. The record is from RefSeq and is a predicted model, not a curated record. The transcript is spliced from 10 exons. Gene Ontology annotation, molecular function: protein binding. The coding region runs from base 226 to 2808 and encodes 860 amino acids.